Closterium sp. Naga37s-1 is the source of this 861-nucleotide messenger RNA. The record is from the annotation of a GenBank genome assembly. NCBI's taxonomy places the organism in Eukaryota, Viridiplantae, Streptophyta, Zygnematophyceae, Desmidiales, Closteriaceae.
AUGAAUCCAAACCGUAUUAACAAGUGGCGGGAAGACCUCGACUUCACAACGUGGCUUCCAACAGGGGUGUGGAGCGUCAUCAACGAGCUCCACCUGGACAAACCGGACGGAUUCUCACUCGUUCAAACCAACACGGCUCUUUGGCAGCAGCAGGGGGAUGGCUUUCAGGUAGCUGCCUGCGCUGGUGUCGGAAUAAUUGCGUGGCAGAAGAUGGUGGGAGGCGUGGAGGGUGAAAACGGCUAUUCGACGGAAGAACACACAGUUGGACUUGCCGCCACAUUGUCUGUAAUGUGGGCCGCAUCCACGAAUGUGGACCAGACCCAGUGGGAGACGGGCGCAACAUCAGCUGCACGUGGAACUUCUACGGCCAUAGCAUCUUCUACUGCCAGAUCGUCCACUGCUGCCACCGCCUCGUCGGCUGCCUCGUCAUCUUCUGCGGCCGAUGUGUCCUCUGCCGUCCUCGAUGCCCUUGCGACGCUUGCAGCCUCGGUUGCUUGCAUUGCGGUUGAGGCGAUGAGGUCGGUCAAGGAUCAGGAGCAUGACAAGGAAGCGUGGAUUCUGCCCCUGUCGGAUGCGCUGCUGAAAGCGCUUCCGGCAGAGUCGCGAGCGGCCGGGGAUACGAAGGGGAUGACGAGGGUGGUGGCAAAGGUGGUGACCUCUUGGUGCCUAUGCAGCAUGGCAUCAAGAGGCCUUCGCCAGCACCAGGGCGUCUGCCUCGGAGUCCUGCAGAAGAAGUUGGGCGGCCGGGAUACCACAACAGGGGCGGAUAAGGAGAAGAAAACCAAGAAAUCGUCCGCGAAGGGGAACGCGACGAAGGAUGCGUCGACGGAGGAGAACACCGGCACUGGCGGCCAGGAGUGA